GAAUGAUGUUUGAAUCCAUAUCUAAAUAUAAUGAUUGUAUUUGAGGGUUGGGGUUGUCCUCCCAUUCUCUUCUACUGGGACUUUGGGUUCCUUCCUUUUGAAAAUUUAUUGUUCUGGUUCUUUGCUGCAUUGCCUAUCUUUUCUCUGAGACUUAACUCUGAACACCAUAGUUUCCUUCCUGAAUCUAUAAUUUCUGAUCUUUUUUUAUCCCUUGGUACCACUGGGAGAUUUAAAAUUUUUAAAUCUUUCAAAACUGAUGGAAUUUCUUCUAGCCAUAUUCAUUUACCAAAAAAUCUCGUUGCCUUGGUUGCCCCUUGUCAUUUUGUUCUGUUCUAUGGUCACCAUCGACUCCCAGUCUCCUACUUCUCGUAAUCUACGUGAUCAGCAUGCACUGCUCUCCUUCAAGUCCUGGAUCUCUAAUGAUCCAUCUAGAGCAUUAGCCUCAUGGAAUGAUUCUGUUGAAUUCUGCCAAUGGUAUGGUGUGACAUGCGGCCGCUGGCACAUUGACAGAGUCACAGCUUUGAACCUGGACUCACUAAACUUAGUUGGUAUCAUCUCACCAUUCUUAGGAAAUCUUACAUUCCUGAGGAGAUUGAACCUCUCAAAUAACAAACUUGAAGGCCAAAUGCCACAUGAGCUCGGCCGUCUAUACAGGAUACAGCAUCUUGACCUGAGCCUUAACUCUCUUGAAGGUAAGAUUCCCACAACUCUUUCUCAUUGCUCCAAGCUCCAAACUUUAUCCUUGAGAAACAACAAACUCGAAGGGGGGAUUCCAAGAAAUCUUAGUUCUUGUCCAGACCUUCAAGCAAUCGAGUUACGGUCCAACAUGCUUGUAGGACAUAUCCCAAGUGAGCUUGGACUUCUUAGAAAGCUCAAUAUAUUAAGUGUCAUGCGCAACAAUUUUACUGGAGGCAUCCCAUUUUCUCUGGGCAAUAUUUCUUCCCUUACUUUUCUUUCACUGUCAUCUAACAGUCUAUCGGGAGGGAUACCGUCUUCAUUAGGACAACUCUCAUCUCUUUCUACUUUUACCAUAGCCCACAAUCAGUUAUCUGGAAUGAUUCCUUUCUCUAUUUACAAUCUCUCAGGCAUGUAUUAUUUUGGUAUAGCAGAUAAUCAGUUUGUCGGUACCCUGCCUCCGGAUAUGGGUGGUAAACUUCCUAAACUUCAAUAUCUAUACAUGUAUGGUAAUCAGUUUGGUGGAACCAUUCCUGCUUCAUUGUCUAAUGCUACUGAACUGAAUACCGUUGAUUUAUCUGACAACAACCUCCAUGGCCCUAUUCAUGAGAAUCUUGGGUUUUUACCCAGUCUAACUUGGUUUUCACUUUUUACAAAUCAGCUUGAAGCCAAUGGGUGGUAUUUUCUCACUGCAUUGACCAAUUGCAGCCGGUUAAGGGUGCUGCAAUUGCAUGACAAUAAGCUUGGAGGCAGACUACCAAACACAUUAGCCAAUCUCUCAGCACACAUGGAAUGGUUGACAUUGGCAUGGAAUGGUAUCUCUGGAACUUUACCUGCACAGAUAGGGAACCUGGUGAAUUUGACAGCAAUUUAUAUUGGUAAUAACCUUCUUACUGGUGCCAUUCCUAAUUCUGUUGGAAAGUUGCAGAGGUUGGGAGUCUUAUCAUUGUCGACAAACCAGUUUUCAGGAGAAAUUCCAUCAUCCAUUGGCAAUCUCACUCUGUUGAGCAGAAUUUAUCUAGCAGGAACUGAUUUGUCUGGAGACAUACCCAGUAAUUUGGGAAACUGUCGCAGUUUAGAACUGCUAGACCUUUCAAAUAAUAAACUUUCAGGUUACAUACCGAAGGAACUUGUUUCUAUCUCUUCUUUGUCUCGAUACCUUUACUUGUCACACAACUCAUUGACUGGACACAUACCUCUGGAAGUAGGCAGAUUGAAAAAUCUCAAGGAACUCGAUCUUUCAGAUAAUGAUCUAUCUGGAGAAAUUCCUAGUUCCCUGGGUGAUUGCCAAGUUUUAGAGAUUCUUCGUGUCAGUGCAAACUCCUUGCAAGGAGCUAUUCCUGAUUCUCUGGGAAAUCUGAAAGGCCUUCAAGAGUUAGAUGUUUCACAGAACAACUUGUCCAGCAACAUCCCUGAUUUCUUUGGUACGUUUCAUUUCUUACGAAGCCUUAAUUUAUCUUUUAAUCAAUUUGUGGGUAAAUUGCCAGAUAAAGGGGUCUUUCUGAAUGUCAGUGCUGUUUCAAUUGUUGGGAAUUAUAAGCUGUGUGGGGGAAGUCUUGGAUAUGACUUGCCACCAUGCGCCAUUUCAAGCUCACAAGGAAAACACAAGUCUCAUUCAACUGUAAUCAUUGUCUCAUCAAUUGGUGCAGUUCUAUGUUUUAUUCUAUUUAUUGCUGUUAUUACUUGGUAUCUUUGGAAAAAGAGAUCAACAAAGCAAUCUCCAUCUGCUGCUUCCGUGGAUCGUUAUAAGAUGGUAUCUUAUGCACAGUUGUUCAAGGCCACCGGGGGUUUCUCUGAGGCCAACCUGCUCGGGGUUGGAAGUUUUGGUUCUGUAUAUAAAGGAGUUCUGGAUGAAAGUGACAAAACUAUAGCAGUCAAGGUACUAAACCUUCAAAGGCGUGGAGCUUUGAAAAGUUUUAUGGCUGAAUGUGAAGUCUUGAAAAAUAUAAGACAUCGAAAUCUCAUGAAAAUUCUGAAUACAUGUUCAAGUCUGGAUUUCAGUGGCAAUGAGUUUAGAUCUUUAAUCUUUGAAUACAUGCCUAAUGGAAGUUUGGAGAAGUGGUUGCAUCCUCUAGAUGAUGAAAAUCCAAGAUUGAUGAACCUUGACCUUGGACAGAGGUUAAACAUUGCUAUUGAUGUGGCUUCUGCCUUGGAUUACCUUCAUCAUCAAUAUCAUUCAACAGUAGUUCAUUGUGAUCUGAAGCCAAACAACAUUUUACUGGAUAAUGAUAUGAAGGCCCUUGUAAGUGACUUUGGUUUAGCAAGAUUCUUAUCAAAGCGCACAACUCAAGCAUCCAAGAAUUCAAAUAGCUCAAUUGAGAUAAAAGGAACAAUUGGUUAUGUUGCUCCAGAGUAUGGCAUGGGAGCCCGAGCAUCCACUUGGGGGGAUGUAUACAGCUACGGAAUUCUUCUUCUAGAGAUGCUUACUGGAAAGAGACCUACAGAUGAGUUUCCAGAGAACCUAAGCCUCCGUGAAUUUGUCAAGUUGGCUUUUCCUAAUCAAAUCUUGAACAUCAUUGCUCCAUGCCUUUUGUCAUUUGUGGAUGAUGGCAUGGGUCAAGAAGAUGCAAGAGAGAAAAUCUAUGAAUGCCUAGUUUCAUUGGUUGGAAUUGGUCUGUCAUGUUCACAAGAAUCACCAAGGGACCGGAUGGAGAUGAGAAACGUAUGCAGGGAAUUGCUUGAUAUCAAGGAUCUAUUUAUAAGAUUACGAAUACCAAGCUGCAGAGACAGGAAGGAUAAGCGAAAUUCAGAAAUCUGAAUCAGGUCAAGGUUAAUUUAUUCAAGUAAUUUCAAGCCUUCAAUGGAUGCAUACAUGCAUGAUUUUUAUUGUCUUUCUCAAAUAACUUGUUCUACUAUUAGUUUCAAGUCAUAUAGUGACGAUAUCAACUGCAGCAUAUUGUUCAAAUUAAGUUUUCAAAUCAUAAUUUCUUUUGAUCUCACAAUUUUUGAAGAUUUUGAAACUUUAGACGCUGAAAAAGUGAUAAAGAUACUCUUUUUCAGAGUUUUGAUCACUAUGUGUGAAUCAGUUUCCCCUUUGUUUGUUGAACAUGCAUGUGGAUGUAGUCUUUAAGGGAUGAAUUCAUACACACUGGAGCUUUGCAGCUUUGAACUCAUCCCCUUUCAGAUAUUGAGACAUGAGCCUUUAGUUACAAAUUAGACAAAUAUGCAUAACACUUGGAAUCUGAUCGAAGUAUAUAGAUUUUUCUGUUACUAAAGAUAGAAUAUUACUGUAAUAAUAAUAUCAUCCAAUAUACAAAAGAUUUGAAAUCAUAAUAUAUUACUAAAUAUACAAAACACUAUAAAUGAUAAUCUACUAAACAUUUUUU
Dioscorea cayenensis subsp. rotundata (Guinea yam) is the source of this 4001-nucleotide messenger RNA. Its product is annotated as probable LRR receptor-like serine/threonine-protein kinase At3g47570. Gene Ontology annotation, molecular function: ATP binding; protein binding; protein kinase activity. The transcript is spliced from 2 exons. The record is from RefSeq and is a predicted model, not a curated record. Gene Ontology annotation, cellular component: plasma membrane. The coding region runs from base 257 to 3433 and encodes 1058 amino acids. Gene Ontology annotation, biological process: protein phosphorylation. Lineage: Eukaryota; Viridiplantae; Streptophyta; Magnoliopsida; Dioscoreales; Dioscoreaceae.